This is a messenger RNA of Aphanomyces invadans, 941 nucleotides long. RefSeq lists its product as hypothetical. Bases 93 to 848 code for a protein of 251 amino acids. The transcript has 4 exons. NCBI's taxonomy places the organism in Eukaryota, Oomycota, Saprolegniomycetes, Saprolegniales, Verrucalvaceae. Gene Ontology annotation, molecular function: calcium ion binding. The record is from RefSeq and is a predicted model, not a curated record.
CAAAAUCUUGAAACGGCCCGCGACCACCGCGGCAAUGGAAGGGAAGAAGGACGCCUCGUGGAUGGAGGUACUUCCCAGGGCUAAGUGCAUGUAUGCGCGGCGGCGUGCGCCAAGCACACUUCUCGGACGGGAAAGGUCGUUACGGCGGUUUCGUCAAGGUGGAUUGCCGACGCCAUUCACGCCGAGUGGAUGACAUGGACGAAGAUACACCAACGCAACCGCCGGACAAUCGGAUGUCACAGUUGAGCUCGACCGAUGUUGCUGGUAUGCGAGCGCUGUUUGUAUUCUACGACACGAAUCGCGAUGGGAACCUCUCGUCUGGCCAAGCUCUUCGCAUCUUUCGACUGCUUGGGCUCUCCGUGAACGAGUCGCAUGUCUUCGAUCUCGAGCAAAUGUCUUUCGCAGGUGUGUGUGUGUGUGUCCCGAUAUCGGACUCUGACCGACCCAUCUCACAAGAAUUCGUCGCGAUCAUCGACUGUCACGUUCGCACGCCGCAGUCCUCGGACCCUAUUGCCGAGUGGGCAGUCGUCGACCAUUUCCGCAGCGAUCAAGUGACUCCCCAUCAGCUUGCAUACUUUCUCGCGAAUUGCGAGAAGAACAUUCCUCCCGCCCAUCUCGACCGCUUCCUCAUGCUGUACACGCAAUCUGACGAACAAACGUUUGUGGAUUUUCCGAAUUUUCAAAAGUUCCUCGUCGACUACCGCGCGCGGUCGGAAAAGCUGUCGGCGAUCCCGUCAGAAGUGCGACGUAAUGCAGUCCAAGUACAUCACGUUCAGAUACCAGAAGGCUUGGGCAUCACCACGGAUAACUCGACGGCGCGGGAGGACGACGACGACGUCUUUGAAUGAAUGAAACCAAAUCUUGAUUUGGGGUUGACACAAUCUAACUACGGCGCGACGCCAGACGCAGCCGCGGCGUUGGCGCGCUUCUUUGCUUUUGCC